Molecule: messenger RNA, 3196 nt
Organism: Chlamydomonas reinhardtii
Lineage: Eukaryota; Viridiplantae; Chlorophyta; Chlorophyceae; Chlamydomonadales; Chlamydomonadaceae
Exons: 8
Coding region: 381-2330 (649 amino acids)
Biological process (GO): proteolysis
Molecular function (GO): protein binding; serine-type endopeptidase activity
Source: RefSeq, a predicted model, not a curated record
CCCUACCUUCUGUUAUAAGCCCAGCCUCCAGUCUUUAACACUAGGUGGCCUCCUUUGCUGUGCGGGGCCCGGUGACAAGACUUGUUAGGCUCGAACAAUAAGCGGUUUCCUGCCUGCUCUUUACUUCAGGCACAUCUUCUUGCUGUUGUGUAUAUCUUCUUGCUCACUCGCCUGGCUAACCCUGCGGCACGAAGCCUCUACUUUAUCGCGGUCUCAAUACCGGCACCAUGAGUAGCUCGCUGCUUCUACUGCGUUUUGUGAGUUAGGCGCUUGGACUGCACUGUCCAGCAGCGGCGUUAAGCGCCCCGCGACCGGCGCUACAAGCUUGGAGGACAGCUGCCGCGAACGUGUUGGAGCACUUGUCCUUUAUGAAUAUCAAGAUGAGCAAAAGUCGUCGCAUAGGGCUCGCUAGGCUGCAGCCGGUGCGGAGCUCGCUGGUUGUUGCCUUCUGGCUACUCCUCGCCGUUUCUCGCCUCGCUGGUGCUGCGGAUGCGGCCCUGUCAGAAGAGUCUUUUGACUGCCGCGCUGGCUGCAAACGGGCGUUCAAGCCCGCAUGUGGCGCGGACGGGCGAACGUAUGCCAGCGCGUGCCUUGCCAAGUGCCAGGGCGUGCAAGUAGCACAUCAUGGGCCGUGUGAAGGCGAGGACGUGUUGCAUCCUUCCAACUGCAACGUGGUGGCCGACGCGGACGCGGCAGGCCGCGCCUCGCCGGUCCUCACGCCUCGGCGCCUAGAGGCCUUUGCGCACGAGGGCUACCGCUACGCAGGCCAGCUGACCCUUACCGGCGAGCCGGUGCGGCCGCAGGCCCGCAGCCACAGCCAGCGCCCCGCAGCCGGCGCCUCAUCGACAGCGCAGCAGCCUCUAGCACGUGCUAUGCGCGUCACACGGGAGGGGCACGUGUACUUUGCCGACAUAGACGAGACGGUGGCGGCGGUGCUGGAUGACGUCAUCAGCCGCAACGCCAACGCCAGUGACGGUAAAGAGCCGCACGUUCACGCGCUGCUGCACAACCUGCGCCAGUGGCGAGACUACCACAGCGGUGGUCGCGGCGGUGGCGCGGCGGCCGGCGGCGGCGCUGGCGGGGGCAAGUGGAAGAAGGGCGCCAGCGUGGCUGCGGGCUCGGGGGAUGCUGUGACGCGGGAGCACACGCUGGUGCCGGGGCUGGUGGAUGCCAAGGUGGCGGGCUCUUCAAGCGGGUCCGGUAGCGUGGCGGCAGCGGCGGCAGCUGCCAGCGGGGGCGGUAAGAGCGCAGGGGCGUCGAAGGUGGACGGCCAGGGCCGGAAGAAGCAGACGCAGAAGCAGGCGGCGGCGAGCAACGCGUUUUGGAAGUUCUGGGGGCAGCAGCGCAAGGACGAUGGUCAGGACGCCGGGCAGCAGCAGCAACAGGAGCGGGGCGGGCAGGGUAAUCCUGGCAUAUCUUCGUCGGCUGCUGCCGGCGGCAGUCUGCAUCGGCAGGCCCGCCGCUCGCUGGGCAUUUUUGACGGGGAUGACCGAGUGGACUGCCCGCGCACGCCCACCUACCCUUUCACGGCGGUCGGCCAGAUCAACGUGCGCGACUCCACCGGCAACUACGUGUGCAGCGGCGCGCUGGUGGGGCCGGAUGUGGUGCUCACGGCGGCACACUGCGUCUUCAACCGCGGGGCACAGACGUUCUACGACAAGCUGGAUUUUGCGCCGGCGCGUUACCGCACCCUGGACGGCGAGAUCGUGAACCCGUUUGGUGUGGUGCCCUGGAGCUAUGUGACCGUGUACCAGAGCUACUCCACCAUGUCCACCGCCGACCCCAAUGUGUUCGACGUGGCUGUGAUCAAGCUGUCGCAGCGCAUCGGCUCGCAGGCGGGCUGGAUGGGCGUGUUCGAGCCGUGCAACGCCUUUGCGCCCAGUCGCUACGUGGCGCUCACGGCCGGCUACCCCAGCGACCAGCCGCCGGGGUCGUGCAAGACCACGCAGUGCGUGGUGGUGCAGGAGCCCUGCACGGAUGGCUACCUCUACCACAAGUGUGACACGGCCAGCGGGCAGAGCGGCAGCCCCAUGUGGAUGAUGGCUAUGACCUCGCAGCGCAAGAUGGGGCCCUACGUGCGGGCCGUGCACAACAUCGAGUGGGUGCAGGAGAUGCCCAACGGCCAGUCGGUCAGCUACAUCAACAGCGCCGUCAGCAUCACGCCCGACCACUACCGCUCCAUUCUGGCAUGGAUUGCGCCUUCCUUUGACACCAGCGGCAGCAGUAGCGGCUCCGACAGCAUCACGCCAAUGGGCCCUGCGCUGCCGCCGCCCAGCACCACUGGCAGUAGCAGUGGCAGCGGCGGUUCGCAGUACAGCGUGGGGCGGUGAGUGGCUGCCGCGCUGUAGCCGCCACAUGGGGGGAUGCGGAGAAGCGUUGCGCAUCAUGACGCCCGGUGGCGGGAGCCGCAAGGCCUUAGCGCCCCGCGCUGCUUGCAGCCGCAGCACGCGCGGGGCACCCUAGCUGCAGCUUGUUGGUGCUCAUGCCCCAAUGCUUUGGGCGCACCGGGGCACCUAAUUGGCGCCGAGUUGGUGUUGUAGUGUGUGUGGAUGGCUACCGUGUUAUGCAGGAUUGUGAGUCGGUGUUUGAUCCGUUUGCGGCUUGGGGUAUUUUUAUGUACAAGUGGCAAUCAUCUGUGCGGACCGGUCCCUUUGGGCUUCCUUUGAACACACACUGCUGUGUCGUUAGAUAGAUGGGUGGCACGUAGAGUAUUCAUAACUAUCCACGAAAGGAAGUGGCGAUUUUCUUGUCGGACGAUGCGCAGGCGCUCAUCUUGCCCGGUGCGGCGCUGCUGCUGCACCUGCGCGGGACACAGGCGGGGAGAAGGAGCUGGGUGCAUGCGAGUGUCGCGAUCAGCACUAUUGAUGGCCUGAAUGAUGGUGGUGCACGGCGAUGAGGCCCGACUGCUUGUCUAGAUCUGACUUCCAUAGCACUGGGGUGGAAAUUAUGGAAUCCUGAUUGUGGGAUUCCUUGUAGCCGCGAUUGAUUUCUUAGACACACACACUAGCUUCUAGCACGCUAUUAGGAGCCUUCGCUCACCCUAGUUUCCGUGGACCUUGCGUGUCCCCACCCAAUGAAGUGAAUGAGCACGGUGCGCUGUGGAUAUUGUCGCGCCUGGCUGCUUGCUGCCUCAAUUAGCAGGCACGUGAGCACGUAUGCUGUCGUGGUUUCGCCCAGUCUGUAAUACAGGCCGCCG